Aspergillus niger is the source of this 3138-nucleotide messenger RNA. RefSeq lists its product as uncharacterized. The coding region runs from base 1 to 3138 and encodes 1045 amino acids. Gene Ontology annotation, molecular function: 3'-5'-RNA exonuclease activity; RNA binding. The record is from RefSeq and is a predicted model, not a curated record. Gene Ontology annotation, cellular component: exosome (RNase complex); P-body. The transcript has 3 exons. Lineage: Eukaryota; Fungi; Ascomycota; Eurotiomycetes; Eurotiales; Aspergillaceae. Gene Ontology annotation, biological process: mRNA catabolic process.
AUGCCUCUGUUACUCCCAAAGACGAGAGUAUUUCAGAGAGCGGCUGGUGUGAAAUACGCGCUCACGCCGAGACUUGUUUGCGGAGCUGGCUCGCGCGCGCCACCUAUCUUACGCCGCAGCAAUCUCUCAGAUUGCUCACAAAUUGUAUCACGGAGAUGCUUUAGCACAGGAUCAAAGUAUCUCGAUCAGGACCUGUUAAACUCGUCAACCGAGGUUCUCAACCUCCGUCUCAAGCUCGAGUUUGACGAGCACAAGGACAUCCGAACCUACCUGCGAAAAUGGCAGCAGUCCCAUUCCAACGACUUGGACCCUGUCCGAGGCCCAGGGACUUCGAACUCCCUGGACGCAUCGGCACCUUGGGUGGGAAACAUGCUCAACGACAACCGUGAGGCUCGCGAUGCCGGAAGCGAUGCUCUACGAGCGGCAGAUGAUUCCUUAGAAUUCACAAACUCGGCCGAUGAAGGAGAGGGACUACAUCAAUACUUGGAGCCGGGUGAUCUGGUGGCGAUGACUGCCGUCGACGGCAUUUUGACUUUCGCCAUUUACAUCCGCUCCAUCCAUAAACAGCAACAAUUCUAUACAGACAGGGGGAAAUGGCGGAUCGCUUUUGCCAAGGAUCUUGACUAUGUCGUCAAGGGAUUUGUGCCUCCAGAAAUGGUUGCGCCCCUGCUCCCGCACGUCCCGGGCGCUGCUGCUCAGAUGAAGACCGAGUUCCAAUCUGUGACCGAAGGCGGAGUCCCGAGAAAUGUUGGUGCGGAGCUUCUCAAGAAAAUGUACACAUUCGACCAAGAGGCGCAGGAGCUGUACCGCGCAAAUGCAGCCCGAUUGGACAGCAUUCAUGACAUUGUGGCCGAUGAGGAAAACUACCGUGAAUAUACCUUGGAGGAGCUGACCUGCAAGGCGCUUGAUAUUGAAAGGGAUCAGCUGAACGAUGUGCUCUUGUUCCUCGUCCAUCGUGUCGCUCACGCUAAUGCUUUCUUCAUCGAGUAUGAUCGGAGUUCGCUUUUUGCCAACCAUUACCUAGUCAAACCGAGACGGAUCGCUAGAGUGUUGGACACGGUCACCACGUGGGCACACGAGCACCAAGAUCACCUUUACCUGAACGUAAAUGGUAAGGGGCUUCCCAACUUGAAGGACCAUCCUCUACAAAAAUUCGUCCAAAAGGCUCAGCGUCUCAUCAAGCGUAGCCGAACCGCGCGGGCGCCAACAACCAUGGCUUGCGUCGGCCCAAGUGCUCAUCGGUUCACCCCGGACCAGGAUGGUAAACCUACGGUCUAUCGCGAAAUGGUUACAGAAAAGUUCAGUGACACCGAUCUUAUGAUCAUCGAGUACUUACAACUAUGGUGUCUUCCGCCGCGCAGAAUGACGUCUGGGACCAUGCGCUCGGCCGGUUCGCACAUAAUGCGCAGUACAGGCAUGUAUGGCGCUGUGGAACUGAAUCCUAUGACAGCAACUCUGUUCCUACAAGAACUGGGUGUUUUCUACCCCUGGGAGAAUAUCCGCUUGUUCGACCAAGGCCUGGCUCUUCCCGGCCACGGCAUUUCUCCCAGCUCGGAUGCGGCGUGGGAGGAAGUCCAGCAAGAGUCGGAAAAGCUCAACUCUCAGGAGCUUCCUGAUAAGAUGAAGGAUGUGCGUACUGACUGGGGUGACCUACCGGUUUAUUGUGUGGAUGAUGCCACUGCCCAGGAGAUUGACGACGGCGUAUCUCUUGAGCGCAUUCCGGGAAUGAACGAUACAUUUUGGAUCCGCGUACAUGUUGCCAACCCUACUGCAUUCCUUGAUUCUGAAGGAAAGGUUAUGCAGUACGCCGCAUCGCGUCUCCAGACAAUGUAUGCCCCGGAGCGUACAUAUCCCAUGAUCCCGAGCUCCCUCACGCAGAAACACUUCAGUUUGGCUCCAGGCCGUCCAACUCUCACCUUCAGCGCGAAAAUGAAUCUGCAAGGCGAAGUUCUUGAUACCAACAUCACGAAUGGAGUGGUUAGAAACGUCAUCUACAUAACACACGGCAAGCUACGCAGUCUUUUCGAACCUAGUCCUGAAAAGGAAUUGGAGCCCUUGAGAGUAGGGGGAGAAUUGCCGAAGCGGAAUUUGCGUGAGGAGUUACAGGAGGAAGUAGAUGAAAAGGAUGAGUCCAAUUUCCGUACGCUGAGACAGUUGAUGCUGGCGUUCCGGGAACAUCGUCGCAAAAACGGCGCCAUGGAAUGGCCUUCAUCGCCCGACAUCUCUCUCUCAAUGGCUGCAGGGACAGAGCCUUUGGCACCAUCCAAUAUGAAGGUGACUGAAGGGCGUUACGUUCUUGGCGAUCCCGUCAUUGAACUGGCCCAACAAAAAGUUGAUCCUCACGAAGUUCCUGAUAUGACGAAGCGCAACCUUAUCUCGACUCUAAUGAACCUGGCCUGCUGGGUCUCUGGGAAAUGGCUGGCCGAACGCAACAUUCCCUCCAUAUAUGACGGAACCUACUAUCAUCCGGAAUACCCCAAAGUAACCAAUGAGAAUCUGUCCGAAUACGGAGGGCAAGCUUGGCUGCAGUUGGCAGCCCCGAAGGGUGUCUCUUCGUCUAGUCCUCUCCACCAUACGCCUCUUGGACUUGACGCCUACGUCAAAGCAACCAGUCCUCUACGGCGGUACACUGACGUCCUUGCUCACUAUCAAAUUGAGGCUGCGCUUCGCUUCGAACACGAGCAUGGCCGCCGCCUGGACGCCCAUACGGAUGAGCCUGCUCUUCCUUUCUCUCGUGAAUAUGUUGAUGAAUAUAUUUCUCGGUCUCGGUGGAAGCGCAAUCGCAUACGGGAAUGUGAUCUGGCCUCGAAGCAAUUCUGGGCAUGCAUGCUUCUGUUCCGUGCCUUCUACUUCUCCGAGUGCCCACUACCCGAGACAUUCGAAUGCUUGAUUCAGCGGCCAUACAGCAGCACCUCCAUGGCUGGAACGCCAUACGGAAAUGGAUAUGCUGCUGUUAUCACAUCUUUGGGAGUUCGCUGCCAGGUCUUGAUACCCGAGGAGAUGUCGGACGCGCCUGACCUGGAUAUCCUCAGUAUCGUGGACGCUAAGAUUACUGCUGUUGAUAUGGCACGCUCCCUUGUGGUCAUGGAAGCAACGCGGGUCGUUAAGCCGUUUGAACGGGUGGGAGAGUGGAGGUGA